GUUACAAUAUUUUGUUGUUCUUUUACAACAUUUGUUUUAAUUAUUGGUUUGUCUAGUUAUGAACUAAUGGACGUCAUUAGAAAACAGGAUGCCGCAAUUAAGGAUAUAAUAACUUCAAUGAAAAAUGGAGAGCCAGUAAAAUUAAUGAAACUGCUGGAAAUAUUUAAUACUAAUGCAGAAACCGAUGUGCAAGUUAAAUUAUUCUCAAUUUUAUCUGGCUACCUAAUGUUAAAUGAUAAUAGUAUAGAGACUAUUGCAACAUGUAGUCAAUUGUAUGACAAACUGUAUAAAAUUCUAGUAAACUGCCCUCCUAGGAAAGCUACAGUUGCGUUUAAUUUUCUUUCGGCUCUUUUAUACGAGGACUUGGCAGAUAACCAAAGACGAAACAGUAUAGUUGUAUAUGCAAGAAAUUUAAUAAGAAGUAGUGGUUGUUUGGCAGCUAUUUGUGAUCUAUUUACUAGCUGUAUGAUGAGUUUGCUACAAAAUCAUAGUCGUAAUAUAGCUCUGUUUGUGGAAUGUAACGGCAUGACACUGUUUCAAAGGGAGUUCUUACAACAUGAUAUCUGCCUACAAUUGCUAGCUACCAUAGUACAGAGCUCAACUGAAGCAGCCAAACUUAUAGUUAACACAGACAUUGGUCAACACCUUCGAAGUUUUCUGCAACGGUAUGGACCACACUCACAGUUGGGUCAAUGGUCCACCAUCAUUUUAUAUCAUAUAUCCAGAGUUGAAGCUUCCUUAAUAAGUAAGAAAAUGGAUACAGAUAAUAAAGAAAACAAUAAAUAUAGUGAAUCAUUUCUUAACAAAGUUUCACAAAACAGAAAGAUAGAUUGCAGUGACGACACAACAAUUUUUUUCCGCAAUGUUAUGAAAGAAAUAAUGCUAUGUGGUACUCAGAAAGAAAUUAACUUUAAACCUUUCCUUUCUACCAAUGUAAUAAAAAAUAGUCCAGGAAAUGCUAUGGAUAUCUCAAGAGCUCCAUUUUGUGAAAAUAGCAAAAAACAAAAAUCAUUUUGUAUGGGUCCCCCUGAGACCAUUAAAUUCUAUGCCAAACAUAAACCACCUGCAAUGUCAAGUGCACAGUUACAAGAAUUAUCUUUAUCUUUUCUUCGUAAUCAACAUUCAAGUAAAAGUCGCACCGCAACUAUAAUGACAUCUAAUAUAUUUCUGGAAAGUACUCAAAGAACAUUACAGACAAACGCAAACAUUGUACAGCAGCGUACAGAUUCCUUUAUGGAAGACAACUUAACUCGUUCUUGUACCCAAGAAAUCGAUGACUUCAAACCACAAUUCAUGUCUACUCCUAAAAAAGAUGUCCACGAAGCCUCUCAGUACCAAACACAACAUGAUAAUAAUUCAUAUAGGUCAACACGAAGGCUUGUCAAAAACCAUCAGGUAAAGCGACAGGUUAAGAAGAGAGUAACCAGGCAUUUUAAUCAAACCAAAACUAAUAAGGAAAUUAAACACAAGUCUUUUAGUGGGCGAUUUUUUGACGCCAUCAAUACUUCUUGCACUACAUUGGUAAAAACUGUAAAAAAUAUAUUUACACCGAAAAAUACUUUGCAAGAAACAAAAGAUAAUCCUAUAAAUAGGACAAAUCGAGACAUGUCUUGUAGUUACAGUUUCACAAAUUAUAUGCGUAAAAGAGACGCAGUUAUAAAAGACAAUUACAAAGAAGAUACUAAAAAGGGUUUAGUUAACACAAAAGACAAUUUCCAAGAUGUUAGUAUGGAAAUAAACAAUUCUUGCAAAACAUGUAAUGAUACAGUUACACUCAAACGAAAAUUAAGAAAUGAUGAACACUUGAAGAAAACUCUAAGAAAACUCAAACUAGGAAUCAAUUUGUAUGGAUGUGAUUUUAAGAAAAUUUCGCGUGCUAUGUGGCCAAAAGAAACGUACAUGACACCCAUUGUCUUAUACAACCUGUACCGUAAAUUAAUUUUGAAAUAAAGGUGUUUCUUAUUUUAUAAUUUCAAUGCUUUUUAUUUGAAGAACCCUUUUAAAUAGUUAGGUACGAACAUUUUAAAAUACCAUAAUGAGUGACUACAUCUAAACAAGUUUUUUCUUGACAUUAAAACAAGAUAAUUAUUCAUGGUCAUUAUAUUAUUAUCUUAUUUAAAAUAAACAACAUAUUUUGAAGAUAAGGCUAUGUGAUCACGCGCUCCUAUUUGAUCUCAUAGUUUACUAUAGGUCGACUCAUGGCGAACCAUAUCUUUAGUAAUAUCAGCAAUAGUUGGAGUGC
This is a messenger RNA of Spodoptera littoralis (African cotton leafworm), 2242 nucleotides long. The record is from the annotation of a GenBank genome assembly. Lineage: Eukaryota; Metazoa; Arthropoda; Insecta; Lepidoptera; Noctuidae.